Molecule: messenger RNA, 4254 nt
Organism: Hippocampus zosterae (dwarf seahorse)
Lineage: Eukaryota; Metazoa; Chordata; Actinopteri; Syngnathiformes; Syngnathidae
Gene: slc32a1
Product: solute carrier family 32 member 1
Exons: 2
Coding region: 929-2524 (531 amino acids)
Biological process (GO): amino acid transmembrane transport
Cellular component (GO): vacuolar membrane
Molecular function (GO): amino acid transmembrane transporter activity
Source: RefSeq, a predicted model, not a curated record
CAUCCGCAAUCUUUUUUCUUUCCCCAAAGAGAAUCUGGUUUACGAGAAAGCUGUCCGUUGCUUCUUAAAAAGAGGCAAAAUGUUUCUUUCAUAUUUUUAAGAGAGCGAGAGAGAGAUAAAAAAAAGGAAAGAAAUCCGACAUUUGGUUGUGAUCCAAAGAGGUUGGCUUUUGGCACAGAUCUCAGCCGCCUUUUAUACGCGUAAACUUGGGCGAGAUUGGAGGCCGCCGGAAUGCCAUUGGACGUCGGUCUGAAGUAUUAUAGAUCGUGGCUCCGGGAGGGGGUGAGGAGGGAGUGGGUGAAUAGGGUGAUGGUGGGUGUAUGGCAAGGGGUAACGCAAGCACCUCCCCUAGAAAUGCAGCAAAUCUCUCCCGUGUUCUCCUGGUGCGGGGCUCUAUCUACUAAAAAAAAAGGAGGGAGGGGAUGGAGGAGAGGGGGGGCACUCAAUCCCACCCCCCCUGAGCGCCACAGUACCGCAUUGGCAUCAGUGAAGGCACCUGGACGCACCUAACGCCCACCCCACGCGCAAAAAAAGACACUUUCUGCGGUCGGUGCGUAAAGCUUUACGCACGGCGUCUGGGAGCCCCCCCCCCCAAAAAAAAGACAGCGAGGAAGCGUCUAACAUCGAGGAGGAGAGGACAGGACAAGGGAAGGAGAGGAGUGGGGGUGCGGGAUGCAGAAGCGGAGCAGCGACGUCUGAAGGUGAAAUGAUCCUGAGGAGAAGCACACUGAGGAAGAAGUGGAGAUAGCGAUUAAAAAAAAAAGAAUCAUCAUAAACCGUCGGUGUCUUAAUCAGAGCUCGUCCUUCCCCCCCAACCCUCCCUUCGCCCACCCACUCUCGUGUCUUGUGGAUGCAACGAAGCGGACGCCGCCACCCAAAGUAGCCUCUUUUGUAUAUUGGAUCAGAAGAGGAGAAAUUAAACGCAAACAUGGCGACGUUAAUCCGGAGCAAACUGUCCAAUAAACUGUCCAACGCGGCCACGACCGUCACCAACAAAUCCCAGGCCAAAGUCAGCGGCAUGUUCGCCAGGAUGGGCUUCCAGGCCGCCACCGACGAGGAGGCGCUGGGCUUCGCCGCCUGCGACGACCUGGACUAUGACCACCGGCAGGGCAUGCAGAUGGACAUCCUGGCCGCCGACGACAAGGCGGCGGUGGCGGCGGAGGGAGGAGGGGAAGGCGGGGCAGCAGGCGGCUUGGAUGGGGACAGCCACUACCAGAGGGACGGCACCGGGCCGUCGCGUUCGUCCUCCAAGGACGGGGGUUCGAACGAACUGUCCGAGGUCAGACCCAAGAUCACGGCUUGGGAGGCGGGAUGGAACGUCACCAACGCCAUCCAGGGGAUGUUCGUCUUGGGCCUUCCGUACGCCAUCCUGCACGGAGGCUACCUGGGCCUCUUCCUGAUCAUCUUCGCCGCGGUGGUGUGCUGCUACACGGGCAAGAUCCUGAUCGCGUGCCUGUAUGAGGAGGACGAGGACGGCCGGCUGGUGCGCGUGCGCGACUCGUACGUGGACAUUGCCAACGCUUGCUGCGCGCCGCGCUUCCCGGCGCUGGGCGGCCACGUGGUCAACGUGGCGCAGAUCAUCGAGCUGGUGAUGACGUGCAUCCUGUACGUGGUGGUGAGCGGCAACCUGAUGUACAACAGCUUCCCCAACAUGCCCAUCUCGCAGAAGUCGUGGGCCAUCAUCGCCACGGCGGCCCUGCUGCCCUGCGCCUUCCUCAAGAACCUGAAGGCGGUGUCCAAGUUCAGCCUGCUGUGUACGCUCGCCCACUUUGUCAUCAAUGUGCUGGUGAUCGCCUACUGCCUGUCGCGGGCGCGGGUGUGGGCGUGGGACAAGGUCAAGUUCUACAUCGACGUCAAGAAGUUCCCCAUCUCCAUCGGCAUCAUCGUGUUCAGCUACACGUCGCAGAUCUUCUUGCCGUCGCUGGAGGGCAACAUGCAGAAGCCCAGCGAGUUCCACUGCAUGAUGAACUGGACGCACAUCGCCGCCUGCAUCCUCAAGGGCCUCUUCGCCCUGGUGGCCUACCUGACGUGGGCCGACGCCACCAAGGAGGUGAUCACGGACAACCUGCCGCAGGGCAUCCGCGCCGUGGUCAACCUUUUCCUGGUAGCCAAAGCGCUGCUCUCCUACCCGCUGCCCUUCUUCGCCGCCGUGGAGGUCCUGGAGAAGAGCUUCUUUCAGGAGGGCGGCCGCGCCUUCUUCCCGGACUGCUACGGCGGCGACGGACGACUCAAGUCGUGGGGCCUGAGCCUGCGCUGCGGCCUGGUGGUUUUCACGCUGCUCAUGGCCAUAUACGUGCCGCACUUCGCGUUGCUCAUGGGCCUGACGGGGAGCCUGACGGGCGCGGGCCUCUGCUUCUUGCUGCCCAGCCUCUUCCACCUCAAGCUGUUGUGGAGGAAGCUGCAAUGGCACCAGGUCUUCUUCGACGUGGCCAUCUUCGUCAUCGGCGGGAUAUGCAGCAUCUCCGGCUUCAUCCAUUCCAUGGAGGGGCUCGUGGAGGCCUUCAAGUACAACAUUGAGGAGUAGACUCUCCCUCGUCCUCCCCCUUCUCCUCUUCUCGCUUCAGUUCAUGCGUAAAAGCGCACGCUCGCAACCAUCCAGUCUUGCGCAACCGCCCCGCUAUACCCUCCUGUCACGAGGCCUUGCAUUGACAUACGACAGAAAUAUCACAAAACACAAUAGUCUGAUGUGGGUGUACCUAAUAAAUUGGCUGCCCCCUCCUCCCCCACCGAGAACAGUUGUCCCCGUAAUCUACUCGACUGAUAUGUUCUCAUUUCUUGAGGGCAAGAUGCGCUGAGAUAUUUCAUCUGCGCUUUCCUUUUUCUCGCCUUGUAGAAGCGCGUGCUCCCACCUAUCUCAUCUUACGUAUGUGGAAAAAAAAUCAAUAAGAAUUAGCAGCGCCCACCCAUGGAAAAUCAAACAUUAUCGUCUUCUUCCACUUAAUCUGCUUGACUGACGCUACCAUUAAAUACAAAUUUCUUUUCGGGGGUGGUCAUAAAAUGAAUCAUCCGGCAGUCCCCAGCUUCGCGGUUCAAUUUAAAUACGCACGCUCGCAACCAUCCGGUUUGGGCACCGCGCCGCUACGCGCCCUCCUGCAAUGAGGCCUUGCGAGAAAUAAACGCAAUAUGCAUUCGUCUGAUGUGGGGUCGUGCCAAAUUGGCAGUGUACAUCUAUGAGAACAAUCAAUAGUUUGGCUUCUUCCUAUUUGUCUGCUUGGCAUAUGAAGUGCGAAUUUCGUUAACGCCUGUUGCAAUAAGAUUAAUCAUCCACAGCCAAAAAUGUCCAAACCCAACGGCAAUAACCUUCAGUAGAAAAAAAUAAGCAGCUUUGGAAAACAAAUAGGUAACCACAGCAAAAGUAUUUGUUUGUCUCAUUUUCCUAUCUACAGUUUUAGUAAAAUCAAUAUUUGUUUCAGUUUACGAACAUAACUCUCAAUUUCCAAAUGUAAACACUUACAUUUGGAACACUUAUUUCUUGCAAAAAAAUGAAAUAUGGUUAGAAUACCCUCCAAAGAUCUUUUUUGGUGGGUGGGGGAGUUAAUUGCUUAAUUCCAGAGUUGGAGUUUAUAUAGUCAACAAAAAAGUUGGAGAUUGGACCGAACAAGCAGCUACUCAAACUAUGCACUGAAUGUAUGAUAUUUAGCUCACAGACACGCGCAUGCAUGCGCUCGCUCGCUCGCUCGCACACACACGCACACACACAAAGAAAAGAAAUAAGUUAGAAGGGGAUAUUACAUUUUUAAAAAAGGUAAUUAAUUGGAACCCCCCCCCCCCCAAACUUUUUCUUUAUAACAUUUAUUUGAUUGGCAGCUCCCAAAUCCCAAACCUCCCUCUGCAUAUACAAAAUGCUGUUUGUCAUCUCAUUUCAAACACGUGGCUUGCAAAAACAUGAAAUUAUGAAUUUGGUGUAUGCAAAAUAUUAAUUUAAAAAAACAGGGAAGGGAGAAAGAGAGGAAAAAGUGCAUACGGACAUUUUUCAUUCUGUGCAAUCAAAUGGGGUCCUGUGGAAACGUUAUUUAAAAAAAAGAGACGAAAACAACAAACGUACUUGUAGUGUGUUUAUUAUUGUGGUUUCAAAACAGAUGGAAUGUAUAUCUCAAAGUCGUUAUCAUAUAUCGUGGAAAUCAAUAUUAAAGAAUAACAGAUGAAAAUAAGUGAAAUUAUAUUGUAAAAAAUCGUGUGGUCUUAUGUAACACUAAAACGAUCAAAACAUGUUUUUUUCUCAGUAAUAAAGAACAGAAAAUAAUGUGAAAAGUA